AUGGCCGCGGGGGCCGCGGUGCGCAAGGCGGCGCCGGUGCAGGAGGCGCCUCCCCAGCACAAGCAGAUCUCUCACACAAAGCUUUCUGCGGAUGAUGAGUGGAACUUGCAGCAGGAGAGGAUGUACAAGAUGCACCGGGGCCAUGAGUCCAUGCACGUGGAGAUGAUCUUGAUCUUCCUCUGCACCCUGGUCAUCGCCCAGAUAGUGCUGGUACAGUGGAAACGGAGGCAUGGCCGGUCCUACAACCUGGUGACACUGUUGCAGAUGUGGGUUGUCCCUCUCUAUUUCACGAUAAAGCUUUACUGGUGGCGGUUUCUGUCUAUGUGGGGAAUGUUCUCUGUUAUUACCAGUUACAUCCUCUUCAAAGCUACCCGAAAACCGCUCUCAGGGAAAACACCAAGAUUGGUCUACAAAUGGUUUCUUCUAAUCUACAAACUCAGCUAUGCAUUUGGUGUUGUGGGUUAUUUGGCCAUCAUGUUUACAAUGUGUGGAUUCAAUUUAUUUUUCAGAAUCAAGGCUAGAGAUUCCAUGGAUUUUGGCAUCGUAUCCUUGUUCUAUGGCCUCUACUAUGGUGUAAUGGGGAGAGACUUUGCAGAGAUCUGUUCGGAUUACAUGGCCUCUACGAUAGGGUUCUACAGCAUCAGUGGGAUGCCCACGAGGAGCUUGUCAGACAACGUCUGUGCCGUCUGUGGGCAGAUCAUUGUGCAGCUCGAUGAAGAAGGGCUCACUGAGAACACCUACCAGCUCUCAUGCAAUCAUGUCUUUCACGAAUUCUGCAUCCGAGGUUGGUGUAUAGUUGGUAAAAAGCAGACUUGCCCUUACUGCAAAGAGAAGGUUGAUUUGAAGAGGAUGAUCAGUAACCCCUGGGAGCGCACACACUUUCUGUAUGGACAAAUCCUUGAUUGGCUUCGUUAUUUGGUGGCCUGGCAACCCGUGGUGAUUGGAAUAGUUCAAGGCAUUAAUUACUCACUAGGGCUGGAAUAAUACAGCAGACCUACUCUGGAAGCAACGUGUUGUAUGUUGAAAUAUUUUUAAAUCCUUGGUUCUACAUUUAUUAUUGAUAAUCUUUUUUUACUUCAGAGGUGAGCCCCAGAGUUUACAGAACUGAAUAAAACUCAGGGCCCUACAAAAGGCAAUCUGUCUAUGUGGAAAAGAAUUUAAAAGAGAAGCUGUCAAAAGUUCAGAAAAAAACAGAAGUAAAACCAAUGAAUCAGUAAAGUAGUAAUCAGUAAAAGUUUAUUGUGCAUACAUCAAAAAGAUCGUUUGCAAACCAAGA
This is a messenger RNA of Callorhinus ursinus (northern fur seal), 1276 nucleotides long. It is a transcript of the gene RNF175, whose product is annotated as ring finger protein 175. Gene Ontology annotation, cellular component: endoplasmic reticulum membrane; Golgi membrane. The record is from RefSeq and is a predicted model, not a curated record. NCBI's taxonomy places the organism in Eukaryota, Metazoa, Chordata, Mammalia, Carnivora, Otariidae. Gene Ontology annotation, biological process: ERAD pathway. Gene Ontology annotation, molecular function: ubiquitin protein ligase activity; metal ion binding.